GAGCAAUAGGGGAUCAUGGGGUCCCUGUGUCCUUGCCCAAACUCAAAAAAGCCUAUGAAAAAGGUACCAGGGGCAUCUCAUGGAGCUCCCUACUGACCCCAGGCCCUCGGGCAGUGCCCGAGUUUCCAAAUGGUCAGUCCUGGAGAAUUCUCGUAUCUUUAGUAACCUUUUCACUUUCGAUGUGAGACUAGCAGGCGAAAAAAAAUGGCCGAUCGUUCGUCCGAUAUUCUCAUCGUGUGUACGGGGCUUUAGAAACAGUUGUGCCUGGGGAUUGCUUGUUGAAAUACAAACAGGAAUACGCUGCAGUUAUCGAAGCAGUUUACAA
Staurois parvus is the source of this 325-nucleotide messenger RNA. The record is from the annotation of a GenBank genome assembly. NCBI's taxonomy places the organism in Eukaryota, Metazoa, Chordata, Amphibia, Anura, Ranidae.